Messenger RNA from Ogataea philodendri, 624 nucleotides. RefSeq lists its product as uncharacterized. Bases 1 to 624 code for a protein of 207 amino acids. The record is from RefSeq and is a predicted model, not a curated record. The transcript has 2 exons. NCBI's taxonomy places the organism in Eukaryota, Fungi, Ascomycota, Pichiomycetes, Pichiales, Pichiaceae.
AUGCUGUCGUCGUUGGCAGGAAUAGCGUAUGUCACCAGGUCUGGGUCGCAAUUGGUGUCCACGAUACCGAUACUAGGGAUCCGGGACUGUGCUGCCUCUCCCAGGGCUGUUUUGCUGUCCAGCGCACUCAGAGUGACCACCAGGUCCGGCUUCAACGUUGAUCUCUCUUCGAAGUCUGUCAGGUCCCGGCCCGUUGGGACGUCGCUCAUGUCCACCUCGAUACGCGGCUUGGCGUUCCGCAAACUGUUGGUGAUCGUUCCCGGAACCCACUUGCUGGCCACGUACAUCCCGUUGCACCGGCCCGCAGCAGCACGCACCGCCCAAAACGACUCCUGCUCGCCUCUGUUGACGAACGCCUUGAACAGACGCUUGAACUUGCGCAUGGCCAAAUCGUCUCUGUUGAGUGUUGGCAUUGGGGUCGAGUUCAAGAGCUCUUCGAACUCGUCUUUGGACAGGUUUUUCAGCUCGUCCAGAACGUUGGAAACGGGCUCUGUUUUCGCGGCAACAGGUUCCUCCGUGGCCACAGACUCCGUCACAGCAGCAGCCUUGACUGCCGUGUUGAGUCGAACCGCCGACGAGGCCAUAAAACGUCUAAUGUACAGACUCAUGUUGUUGGUGGAUUGA